AUGUUACCAAACAAUAAUUACUAUACUCCUUACCAAAAUCAAAAGUUUAAUAACAGUAGUAGCAGCAAUAAUAGAACGUAUAACAGCAGCAACACUGAUACUACCACAGGAGUUACUAAUGAAAAUAAUAUAAUGAGUGGUAAUACUAGAGCUGGAUUAGUCAGUGAUAGUGGAAUCGAUAAUAUUCCACUCACUCCCAUUAGAAGUCAGAAUAAUAAUGGUAGUAUUAGUAGUAACACUGGUACCGGUGCCACUCAACAACAACAACAACAACAACAACAAAAUCAAAAACAUCAACAACAGCAACAACAUCAUUAUCAACAACAACAACAAACAACUGUAACAUCAAAUACUACAACGACAACAGGAUCCUCAAGAGCACAAUCAUCACCAAAUUUAUAUGAUAGAAUGUUAUCCUCUCAUAAUAACAGUAAUCAGAGUAGUAAUAGGUCAUCGUUACAUAAUAUGUCACAACCUAAUAUUCCAGGUCAGGUCAUAUUAGAAGAGGUGAUAUCCGACGAAGAAGAUACAUCAUAUCCUCAAACACCAUUCUCAAGAUACAGUAGUAGUCAACAUUCAUCUCCAUCACAAAAGCAGCAACAACAACAACAACAGAGUUCAUCAUCAUUCAUAGAUGACGACUCACCCUUAACUCCCUCCAAAUUCAAGACAACCAAGACACCCAGACGUUGGAGAUUAGUACCUGCUCAUUGUACAUGUAUUAUACAUGAUACUGAAGAUGGCCAACAACAUCAACAACAUGAUAUUAAUUGUAAUACACAACAACAACAACAACAACAGCAACAACAAAACAAAACAAAUACCACUACUCCUACUUCUACUUCCACAAAUAAUAAUAUACAUUCUACAACAUCAACAACAAACUAUACACCUUCAACACCGAUAUCGGGAUCUAAACCACCAAUAAUGACACCAAACCAUCAUCUUAUGAAUAGUCAACAGCAGCAACAACAACAACAACAACGUAUGAAUUAUGAUACUCCUACAUCCGCUGCAAACAAUAGCAACAGCAAUAUAUCACCAAGCAGAUAUCAAUCACAACCACAACAACAAUAUCAACAUCAUUACAACCAGCAACAACAACAAACAUUUUCAACACCAUCAAGUACAUCUUUUUCUAGUCGUACAAGUAGUAGUCCAAGAAAGAGACCCGACUACAACGUCUAUUCCAGUGGAAACUACGCUCAGGAGUUGAAUCUUCUAAAGAAAGAAUCGAAAUCACUCGAAGAUGAUUUCAACAACUCACAAAUCUCACAGCCAUAUUUCACGCCAGUGUCAACCGCUUCACAGUAUCAUCAUCAACAACAACAACAACAACAACCAACCUCUAGAUUCUUUAAUUCAUCAACAACUACACCAUCCAAUUAUCAAAUGAUGAACUUCUCAGAGUAUGAUGUUGAAUAUAACGAUAGACCAGACAACAAUAGCAAUAAUAGAUCACGUGAGAUGUUGGAGCAAGAGAUUCUCGGUACUCAAGAGACUGUCGCCGACAAGAUCGACCAACUGAAACAGAAGCUGGUAAUGGCUGAACAUGCAUUGACUUCCGCUGAAUCGAGAUACAACACGAUCGAGGAUGAAUCGAGACGAACCGGUCGCGUCAAUGUAGAGCUACUCGGCCGUGUCAAUCAGCUGACGGCAGAGCGCGACAAGCUGGCAAACGCCAUGCACUCGAACCUCGACAACUCGAACUUGAUCAACGAAAACAACAAGCUGCGACGUGUUAUCGACGACCAAGAACGUAUCAUCGCAGAGAAGAGUGUCGACGAUGCACUCAUCUCCGAUCUGGUACAGGAGAUAUCGCAGCUAUCGUCCGUCAUCGAUCAGAAGCUGCUAGAGGCAGACCAAAAGGAUGCGUACAUUCGCGAGAGACGCGAGGAAAUAGUGAUGCUUGGCGAGCGACUGCGCAACAUGCAAGAGGAUCAUUCCAACCAAUCGAAAGUCGAGCUACUCCUACAUGAACUGGUCGCGCUACGGCAACAGAGCGAGGAACUCGACCGAUUUGCAAACGCCAAGAUCAACCAGGAGCGAAACAAAUCGCAGCAAUCCGAUGUACAACGACGCCACGCCGAAACGAAGCUACAACAACUCGCCAUUGAGAUGAGCGAACUAAAGAGAACGAAUGAGAUGCUGCAAGGCUCCGAUAGGGAGGAGCGCGAACGUCGUGUAAUCAGUGAGAACCAAGUUGUCUUGCUUCGAGAGACGAUCGAUCGGAUGACAAAGAAUGAGCUGUCGGUCAAAGAGGAGUUGGCGCAGUCCAAGAAGGAGUGUCAAUCUCAGAGUGAAGAGUUGCAACGUAGUCAGGGAACCAUUGAAGAGCUGAACCGAAUGUUGGAGCAUCUGAUGGCAGAGAACGACGAUAUGAAAGAACGACUAUCGAAGGUGCAUGUAGUCAUCGAGAACUCGCCAAGAGUACAGCUUUCCGACCAACAAAUUCAAGUUCUUACACCUUCGCGUGUGAGAAGAACAACUUUCGAUUCGUUGUACCAAAGUCUCUAUAAAUCAACUUCAGCGGUACCCACUGGAAACAACCAUCAUUCGAAUACCAAUAGUUCAGCAACAGCAUCAGCAACAGCAACAACAUCACUAUCUUCUUCUUACAGUAGUACCUACAGACCAUUCUCAUAUACACAUCAACAUCAACAACCACCAGUAUUCUCUAGUUCCUCCUCAAACAAAAACACUCAGAAUAAUAAUAGUAGUAGCAGUAAUAACAACAUCUUUGGUACCAACUCAUUCUUUGAUAAGUAUCGUGAGAUGGACGACGAAAAUGGUGACGACGAAGACAUCAUCGUCAACAACAAUCAAAAAGAACUGACACAAGAAGAACUCGCUCAAACACUUACUAGCAACAGCAGUGGUAUAAAUACAGACUCUGGGGAGAUGCACGAAGAGUUGAACGAAGAAGAAGAAGAGGAGGAAGUAGAGGAAGAGGAAGUAGAAUAUGAGGAACAAGGAGAAGAUGAGGAACAACAAGUGUCCAGGUUAAAUGAAGGAAGUGACCAAGAGGAUGAUAUUACAUCCAAAGAGAGUCAACUCAACAAUUAUCAUACAAACGAUAUAGAGGAUGAUGGUGAAAGUGAUAUUUUAGACAACGAUUAUGAUGGUUUGGAAUUUGAAGAUGAAAAAGUAGAUGUAGAGCAACAUGCUAGCAACUCUGUUUUCGAUCAGACCCACAAUAUGUUGAAUGACCUUGAACUUGAAGAUGACCCUGUCGAUAUGUUUAUGGUAGCUUCUCCAUCAACUGACAACACUAAACAAUCGAUUCUGACCAAGUCAAAAGAAAACCAUAAGACAGCACCACCACCCAAUGUAGUAGAAAGAAAAAAAUUGAAUCUACGUGUAAACUCUGGUGAACUAUGUGUGAGAGUUGGUGGGGGAUACGAGAAACUUGAGGACUUUGUUAAUAAGGGUAACCAGAAUAUCAAGUGGCAAAAAGAUGGAAAAUCAAUAUCGCAGAAUGAGUAUGAUAUACAUAUUGAUAUUCAUACAUAA
Messenger RNA from Heterostelium album PN500, 3513 nucleotides. Its product is annotated as centrosomal protein 148 kDa. The record is from RefSeq and is a predicted model, not a curated record. The coding region runs from base 1 to 3513 and encodes 1170 amino acids. Lineage: Eukaryota; Evosea; Eumycetozoa; Acytosteliales; Acytosteliaceae. The transcript has 4 exons.